This is a messenger RNA of Helianthus annuus (common sunflower), 1650 nucleotides long. RefSeq names its product cytochrome P450 84A1. The coding region runs from base 50 to 1555 and encodes 501 amino acids. The record is from RefSeq and is a predicted model, not a curated record. The transcript is spliced from 2 exons. Gene Ontology annotation, biological process: lignin biosynthetic process. Gene Ontology annotation, molecular function: heme binding; oxidoreductase activity, acting on paired donors, with incorporation or reduction of molecular oxygen; iron ion binding. NCBI's taxonomy places the organism in Eukaryota, Viridiplantae, Streptophyta, Magnoliopsida, Asterales, Asteraceae.
UCUCUCUUUAGGCAGCAACAUUUCUCUCAUCUCUCCACUUGAAUUAAUAAUGGAUUCAAUCCAAUUCUCCGUAACAAUCUAUGCUCUAAUCUCUCUCUUAACACUCUUCUUUCUUGUUGCCUGGCUCCGGCGGAAACCCCUUCCGCCGGGCCCAAUGGGCUGGCCCAUCAUCGGCAACAUGUUGAUGAUGGAUCAACUCUCCCACCAUGGCUUAGCCCGCUUGGCCGAAAAAUACGGAGGCAUUCUCCAUCUCAAGAUGGGCUACAGCCACGCCAUUGCGGUGUCGUCACCCGAAGUGGCCCGCGAAAUACUUCAAGAGCAAGAUCACAUAUUUGCCAACCGCUCGACCACCAUUGCCAUCACUUAUCUUACUUACAACCUAGUCGAUAUGGCAUUUGCGGACUAUGGGCCGUUUUGGCGCCAAAUGCGGAAAUUGAGUGUCAUGAAGUUGUUUAGCCGUAAACGGGCAGAAUCCUGGGAUUCUGUCCGUGAUGAGGUGGAUGCCAUGGUGAAAUCCACCGCGGUCAACUCUGGCUCGCCUGUAAAUUUGGGCGAGCUGGUAUUCAGUUUGACCCAUGAUAUUAUUUAUCGUGCCGCUUUCGGGUCCAUUUCUCAUGAAAGUAAAGAGGAGUUUAUUAGCAUAUUACAAGAAUACACCAAGUUGUUUAUUGCACCCCACUUGGCUGACUUUAUUCCGUGGCUUGGCUUCAUCGACCCGGCUGGGUUGAAUACCCGUUUACCCGCUGCCCGGGCCGCUUUGGACCGUUUCAUCGAUAAAGUCAUCGACGAUCAUUUGAGGAAAAGGAAGAAAAUCCGCGAUCAAAAUGCGGACAAAGAUAUGGUUGAUGAGAUGUUGGAGUUUUACAAUGAAGAAGGUAAAGUCAACGAAACCGAGAUGUUGACCCGAGAUAACAUAAAAGCCAUAAUUAUGGAUAUAAUGUUUGGUGGUACGGAGACAGUGGCGUCCGCAAUAGAAUGGGCAUUGGCCGAGCUAAUGCAUACACCCGAAGCACUAAAGCGCGUCCAACAAGAGUUGGCUAAUGUUGUCGGUCUUGAGCGUCGGGUCGAAGAGGCGGACCUAGAGAAGUUGACCUAUUUCAAGUGUGUUAUCAAAGAGACGCUUCGCCUACACCCCCCUAUUCCAAUCGCUCCCCACAAAUCAUCAGCGGACACAACGGUUAUGGGCUACCACAUUCCUAAAGGGGCUCGUGUCAUGGUGAAUGUAUACGCCAUCAACCGUGAUAAGAACUAUUGGGAAGAUCCGAAUACUUUUAAUCCAUCUCGUUUUUUGCAAAAUGGGGCCCCGGAUUUUAGGGGAUCCAACUAUGAAUUCCUGUCUUUUGGUGCGGGCCGUAGGUCGUGUCCUGGAAUGCAACUUGGGUUAUACACAAUGGAGAUGGCACUAGUCCAUCUCCUUCAUUGUUUCACAUGGAAGUUGCCCAACGGAAUGAAACCGAGUGAAAUCAAUAUGGAGGAUGUUUUCGGACUCACCGCACCCAAGGCAAUACGACUUGUUGCAGUACCAACACCACGUUUGUCAUGUCCCUUGUAUUAAGAGGGUUUUUAUGUAAUUUAGUUUUCUUGUAAAAUAUUCGUUUACAACAUAUCAAUUACAAACCUAGCAUUUGGUUGCCCAAUCAAUAAAACCAA